Molecule: messenger RNA, 2205 nt
Organism: Arachis ipaensis
Lineage: Eukaryota; Viridiplantae; Streptophyta; Magnoliopsida; Fabales; Fabaceae
Source: RefSeq, a predicted model, not a curated record
AUGGGAGAAUUGACAGUAAAAAAGGUCCUGCUCGAUCGAGGGAGCAGCGCCGACGUCCUGUUCUACUCAACAUUCAAAAAGAUGCACUUCAGUGACAACGCAUUGCAACCCUCACCCGGGGAAUUGGUAGGGUUCUCCGGAGAAAGGGUAUCGGACAACAUGGUAGGAACAGUGUACGCUGAUCAUAAAGAGGCUAUGCAAUGCUACAACCCGGGCCUAAAGGCAACCACAAAGGAGAACAUACCUCGGAUUCAUUCGGUGUACAAUUUAGAAAGCAUUCCUACUUUGGCCGAACUGGACCCCCAAAGUGACAACAGUUGUCCUGCAAAUGUGGACGACCUAGAAAAGGUACAAUUAGGGCGAGACGAGCAAUUUACUAACAUCGGAUCUGCUUUUCCUACAGGAAACAAAGAAGGUCUUAUCGAAAUAUUGAAGGCCAACGCCGACCUUUUUGCAUGGACAUUAGCAGAUAUACCAGGAAUCGAUUCGAAUUUAAUAUGCCACAGACUGGCAGUCAAUCCUAAUGUCCGACCUAUAAGACAAAAGAAAAUAAAAUUGGGUUCAGAAAAGGAAAAAAGCAGCAGAAGCAGAAACCCAGAAACUACUAGAUGCAGGAUUCAUUCGGAAACUACGGUUCUCCUCAUGGUUAGCCAAUGUAGUGAUGGGUACAAUCAGAUACUCAUGCACCCAGACGACGAGGAGAAAAUAGCAUUCGUGACCGAUCAAGGCAACUUUUGUUACAAGGUAAUGCCCUUUGGGCAAAAUACAGAGGCAACCUAUCAAAGAUUGAUGGACAAAGUCUUUAAAGAACAGAUCGGAAGGAAUAUUGAAAUAUACGUAGACGACAUGGUAGUCAAGUCAAGCUCAGAAAAGCAACAUAAGCGCGACCUCAAUGAAAUCUUCGAGCAGCUCAAAAAACACAACAUGAGGUUAAAUACGGAGAAAUGCGCAUUCGGCGUGCAGGGAGGAAAAUUCCUCAGAUUUCUAUUGACUAAUAGAGGAAUAGAAGCUAAUCCCGACAAAUGUCAAGCAGUAAUCAACAUGCAAUCUCCUCGGUCGGUGAAGGAAGUUCAACAACUCACAGGCCGUCUAACAGACAAUGGAAAGGAACAACACCCGGUAUACUUUGUAAGCAAAGUAUUACAAAGCGCCGAAACAAGGUAUCCGAUGAUAGAAAAACUGGCAUUCGGACUGAUAAUCACAGCUCGGCGACUACGGCAUUACUUCCAAGGACACCGAAUAAUAGUUCGGACUAGUCAGCCCUUUCGCCAAGUUUUAUCAAAGCCCGACCUAGCAGGAAGGCUAACAAAAUGGUUCAUCAAACUCUCAGAAUUCGACAUUACCUACCAGUCCAUAGGUUCUUCCAAGGCUCAGGCCCUCGCUGAUUUCAUUUCCGAAUUCACCAGUGACGUACAGGAGGCCGAGCCAUGGGAGCUAUAUAUGGACGGAGCAUCGAACGACAACGGAUGCGGAGCAGGAAUACUGCUAAAAGACAAUGCAGGGGUAUACGCAGAACAGUCAAUCAAAUUCCUGUUCCAAGUAACAAAUAAUCAAGCCGAAUACGAGGCGUUACUAGCAGGACUAAGACUUGCAAAGGAAAUAGAGGUGCCAAAGCUGCGAGUGUACUGCGAUUCCUUACUCGUAGUACAACAGGAAAGAGAUUGGCGAAAUCCUCUAAUCCAUUAUCUGAAGACUAGAACAGUACUAGAGGGAGAGCCGAGGUCUUUUAAAAAUAAAGCAAGUAAUUACACCCUUAUCGGGAACGACUUGUACAGACGCGGCUUCUCCCGACCAUUACUUAAGUGCCUUGGAGAGGAUGAUGCCAAAGCGGCAGUUGCCGAAAUCCAUGAAGGCAUCUGCGGCCAUCAUGUAGGAGGAAGAAGUUUAGCAACAAAAAUCCUGCGGGCAGGUUACUAUUGGCCGACCUUAAGAUCGGAUUGCACAAACAAGGUGUUAAAAUGCGAUGCAUGCCAAAAGUGCUCACCACUAACACACAGUCCAGCCGAAAACAUUGCACACGUCCGACAUUUGCUGGCCGUUCCACAAAUGGGGCAUGGAUAUCCUCGGACCAUUUCCGGUAUCACCAGGGCAGAUAUGGUUUACCCAGAGAAAUUAUCUCUGAUAACGGUCACGGGAAGUUGGCGGCAACCUGGGAGGGACCCUUCUAAAUCGCUAAAGUCAUCGGAAGGGGAGCUUACUGUUUAG